AUGACGCUGCUUUCUGUGUUUGUCUCUGUAUCCUCAGAGUCCAGAGGACAGUACACAGUGACUCAGCCUGCAGCUGUGACCUCUGCUCCUGGAGGAAACGCACAAAUCAGCUGUAGUGUCAGUCAGAAUGUGUAUGACAAUAUCCGUUUAGCCUGGUACCAACAGAAGGAUGGAGAAACUCCUAAACUGCUCAUUUAUAAUGCUGGCACUCGACAAUCAGGGAUAUCAAGUCGUUUUUCAGGCAGUGGAUCUGGAUCUAGUUUCACUCUGACCAUCAGUGGAGUCCAGACUGAAGAUGCAGCAGUUUACUACUGUCAGAGUUUUCACUACCCCAACAGUCAGUAUGUGUUCACACAGUGA
This is a messenger RNA of Xyrichtys novacula (pearly razorfish), 360 nucleotides long. NCBI's taxonomy places the organism in Eukaryota, Metazoa, Chordata, Actinopteri, Labriformes, Labridae. The record is from the annotation of a GenBank genome assembly.